AUGGCUUCACCAGACGGAAAUAACCCAUCGCGACUCAAGCCCCGCUCCCUCAGAGUGGGCUUUUUCAACCUUAAUGGUUUACGAGGCCAACGAGCCAAACUCUCGGAUUUUGUUCGUGAUCAUAAAUUGGACGUCUUCCUCCUCCAGGAAACGUUCCUAAAACCCUCCCAACGCAGUCCCAAACUUCCCAAUUUUAAUCUCGUGCGAAACGAUCGCACCAAAGGCCCUAAAGGAGGCACUCUCAUUUAUUACAAAAGGUCCCUGCAUUGCAUACCUCUCGACCCCCCCGAAAGCGUGAGCAACAUUGAGGCUUCGGUGUGCAGGCUUUCUAUGACAGGACACCCGCCGAUCACUUUGAUCUCGGCCUAUCUCUCACCCAGUAAGGAGCUUCACUCCAACGAACUUGUAACCCUACUCAGCAUGGGGGAGUCCGUCCUUCUGGCGGGCGACCUUAACGCCAAGAACACUCUCUGGAACUGCAACUGUACCAAUGGUAGGGGUGCGGCACUCGAGAGCUGUCUUGACGAAAUUGACAUGAGUAUUCUGGUUCCUUCUGAACCCACCCACUAUAGCUUCAUAGACGAUAGCUACAGACCAGACAUUUUAGAUAUAGCACUCGUAAGGAACGUGUGUCUCAACGUGCGUUCCCUGCGAGUGUUACACGAGUUAGACUCUGACCACAGACCUGUGAUCCUAGAUCUAGCCCCCCAUAACGGUCCUCUGACACAGGUCCUAACGAUCAGCUCCGAGAGGGUGCCCGAGACCGGCAACGGGCAAGGACAACUGCCCGAUGACGUGAGGUGGGUGCUGAGGAGGCGAAACGCAGCACUAAAAGCCUGCGUAUCUGAUCCCUCCCCGGAUCGACGGCGUCUUGCGCGUUACCUCCAACGUGAGGCCAGACGUCGCAUACAAGAGGCCGUCGAUUCGAGGUGGGAACAGCACUUGUCGGAAAUCAAACCGACCCACACGGCUUUUUGGAAGCUGUCUCAAAGCUCGCUCGCAUCUACCCACGUAGACCACGAUCAUCUUGUUGCGGUAGACACAUUCGUCGAAAGUAGGAACGCGAUCCUUCCACCGCCUAUUCCGCGACCGUUCCAAACAAUCGACCCGGACGUCGACGCGCCUCUCGACUCCCUCGCGCCGGUGACGAUUGAAGAAGUCGUCGCUCUGAUCAAGGCCGCCGCCGACCAACUCGGCGAGUGGUUUCGCAAAUGGCGCAUCACAGUCAACUCCUCCAAAAGUCAAGCUAUCCUUUUCUAUAGGAAGUUUCAGAAAGAAGCGCCUAACGCUUCAGUUAGAUUGUCUGGCCAGAUCAUCCCUUGGACCAGUAAGGUCAAAUGGGUGUGUACCUUGAUCAGAGGUUGA
This is a messenger RNA of Manduca sexta (tobacco hornworm), 1365 nucleotides long. RefSeq lists its product as uncharacterized. Bases 1 to 1365 code for a protein of 454 amino acids. Gene Ontology annotation, molecular function: catalytic activity. The record is from RefSeq and is a predicted model, not a curated record. The transcript has 4 exons. Lineage: Eukaryota; Metazoa; Arthropoda; Insecta; Lepidoptera; Sphingidae.